AUGCUGGCGCCGCCCUGGAUCUCCGAACCGGGCUGGGGGACAAUCUUGACUUUGGACUGGAGUGGCGGUUCCGACAUCCCCUGGUCUGCACUGACCCCUCCUGAGUGUCCUGUGCAUUGUGGACGCGGUGCAGCAGCGCAGCAUAGGACUGUGCUCCAUGGGUCCUCUGGAAGGCCUGAAAUAAG
Pelobates cultripes (western spadefoot toad) is the source of this 185-nucleotide messenger RNA. Lineage: Eukaryota; Metazoa; Chordata; Amphibia; Anura; Pelobatidae. The record is from the annotation of a GenBank genome assembly.